UUAGUUUUUCAAACUAUAUUUAUUAUUCCUAUGUAGUCUUUCCCUAUUCGUUCAAACUUGUUAAGCCUAUCCUUUGUCUUAUUCGGAAAGAUUGACAAUGUUUGGUAAUUCUACCAGCACGGAAAAUUUCAAUUAGUAUACGUGAAUCUUACAGAUAGAGACGGAAAUUGAGAAGAAAUGUUUUUAAUUGCGAUGAGAAGGUUAUAAGAGAUCGAGUUGAACUUGUUUAUGGUCGCACCAAUGUGCUUGCCCAUUUGAAAUCAUGAGUAAUGAAGACCCCCAAAGCUUUCAGCUGUAAGGCUGCAGGCAUGAAAAUGGCGAUGGCCGAACGAUGGCAAGGCGACGUGACAGCGAAACGGUGGCGAUGCGUACAGCAACAUCGAUAGUAUAGGUGACGGGCACGAAACGAGCGGUGGCGUUUUGUGCCCACGCGAGAUACUUCUCCUCAUUGCGCUGCCCCGCAGUCGCCAUCGCUUGGCCGUCACAAUUUUCGUGCCCGCAGCCUAAUAUAUGCAGAAUCACCUGAAGAAAUUAAUAAUCUUAGCAUAAUUUGUCUUCGAAAUGCCUAAAUAUAUUUCCUCGCUACAAGGAACGUAUUCCACAUAAUCGGUUUCAUAUACCAGAAAAGUCCAGUGUUGUUCAAUAUACCAUAGAGAAAAGCCACAAAAUAAGUGAGGAAUGCCUGAAAUUGAUGGGACCAUUUCAUGAAAACAAGUUUUCAGAUGCUUUGGAAAGUUUCGAUGUAAAAAAAUGUGGAAUUAGAUGUAUGAAAGGUAAUGAAGGUCCAAUCCUAACUGGUGGAGCAGGUAAAAACUAUCAGUCAGGCAUCUAGAUGCAUAUAAAAAUAAUGGUCAUCUCCUGAUGACUCGAACUUGAUUAGGAAACGUGUUUUCAAUAAAACGUUUCAACUCAAAGAAGUAAUUUAAGUAUCCAGAAUUCAGAUUUACAUUGUUGUCUGCAAAAAUUUCAAAUAUGUUAUUGGAGAUUCAUUAAAAUACUAUUCAGAUUUCCUUGAGUACAGACACUUGAAAUCGAAAAAAUAGAAAUCAAUAACUCGCUGAUUAUGAAACAAUUUUUUAUAGACAUUUCAAAAGGCAAAGUACACCUUAUAUUUCGCUGGAUAUUAUAGAACUGAGCACAACAAAACAAAUUACAGAUUUCCUGUGAUAAUUCAGUAAUAUAUUUCUUUUUCUGGCAUUGUUUCUUUUUCCAAAUGUUCUCUUCUAAGGACAUCCUCAACCUGAUUGUAUGUAUCAAAUUAUAUUACCUGAAUAAAUUAAUAUUUUUUAGUGGGAAGUCAUAGUCCUAUAGAUGAAGAAGUAAUCUUAAAACAAAUUAAAGAGGAGACACUUUUGAUAGUUGACAGUCCAGAGGAGCAACCAAUUGAUAUAUUGGAAAAUGUAGAACAAACCAAUCAUAACUUGGUUAGCCCUAUAGAUAGUACCAGUAAUGUCAACUCAACAUACCACUCUAACUGCAACUCACAGUUUAUGUGGCAGAUGUUUGAAAUUCCUUGGAACCAGUUGCCACGGCAGAUGAUAGAAUCAUGCGAAAGGGGUGAAAGGGAGAAAAACGUCAUUAAUUUUAUCGUACAUAUGGUAGUGAACAAAAUGAGAGAAAUAAAAUUGGUCAUUCCUUCGUCCGCAAUAAAGAUAGUAACAAAAAAAAUUGUCGACAGAUUUCCUGAUACAUUCCGAGACUUAGAUGAAGACGGCGUUGUAAUAGGCGAUGGCACUCAUUCUGUUUUUAGAAAAAUCCAGGAUCGUAACAAUUAUUUGAACAGGCCUCAUAAAAGAAAAUCCAAACAAUCUUUUGACAUCGUUGUCAACAACAAGAAAACAGAAAUGUCCAGAAGAGCAGGUUGCACCAACUGGGAUCCUCCAGUAAAUGAGCCGACGGGGUCAUAUAUGAGUCAAAUAACUGAAAAUGAUGAACACUUGGAGGAAAAACUACAAAAAUGUUUUCCAGAGCAGAGGAGAUUUUUAAAUAAAAACCCUUCAUUAGCAGCAAUAAAAAAAGAAUGUCCUGUCUUGCUUACCAGAGUUGGUGCGACAUUUCAUUUUUAUAAGCUCACGAAUUCUGACAUGGCCAAUUUGGAACCAGCAGUAGCAAUGAAAUUCGAUAAGUUUCUCAAGUUGAAUGGAUUCGAAAAUGUGAUACAUAAAGAAUCAAAAUUGUUGACUAUCAUAGAGAUUGUCGCCAGAUAUUUCAAAGAAGAUUUGAAUCUGAUUUACGCAGAACCAAAUAAUAUUUUGGUUCCUACUGAAAUAGAAUCACAUCCUCAAAUUAUAAGAACCGGCAAUACAUUGUAUACAUACCUGGUAUACUACGAAAAAACUCCUGUUAACCCAAAUGGAUUCUCAACAUUCGAAGAGGCUUUCCAACUGGCAUUUGCAAUAUAUUUCAACUUCAAUUUGAAGUAUCCUGCCAAUAUUUCUCUGACAAUGGAAUUCAUCCAGAGAUACUUUUUUAAAAUACACCCCGAUUCUGGUUCUAAAGCCAACAAACCUUCCUUUUCCAGGGUUGUAAAUCUUAUGAAUAAACUGAGAAGAAUGAAAACGGGGCCGGAUUAAUUUUUUAAAUUUAUUUCUGUUCAGUAGGCAGAAUGUUUGUUAUUCAAUAUUAUUAUUAUGAAUUUAUCAGCAUCAAAGUAUCUACUAGAAUUCAUUUUUGAACAGAAAAAUAUUAAUGUUUAUAUACAAGUGAAUACUCACGGAAUGGGGUUGUGUCAAAAACAUAAGUGGGGUCACCUGUUCACCAGAUGUUCAUUCACUCAGUCUUGACUGCAAAAAAUCUGAUUGUACUACAGAUUGAUGUAAUAAAAGCACACAUCAACAAAUUGUGACACAUAUCUGUAAUGCUUUGGAAAUUAUUUGAAUAAUUCGUGCUUUUUAUAUGAUAUGUAAUGGAAUCGACCGAUAUUUGAUGAAAAUCAAAGCAUGUCUAUACAGUAUAAACACCCCUGAAGCACCUAUUGGAUAACGAAACACGUUUUG
Leptinotarsa decemlineata (Colorado potato beetle) is the source of this 2996-nucleotide messenger RNA. RefSeq lists its product as uncharacterized. The record is from RefSeq and is a predicted model, not a curated record. Lineage: Eukaryota; Metazoa; Arthropoda; Insecta; Coleoptera; Chrysomelidae.